Molecule: messenger RNA, 3650 nt
Organism: Girardinichthys multiradiatus
Lineage: Eukaryota; Metazoa; Chordata; Actinopteri; Cyprinodontiformes; Goodeidae
Gene: cpne7
Product: copine VII
Exons: 16
Coding region: 456-2147 (563 amino acids)
Biological process (GO): cellular response to calcium ion
Cellular component (GO): plasma membrane
Molecular function (GO): calcium-dependent phospholipid binding
Source: RefSeq, a predicted model, not a curated record
UUUCUCUCUCUCUUUCUCUCAGAACCGAGCCCACUCCCUCCUCAGCGGUCGAGCCGAUGAGUUUCGGAGGAGAAAUCGGAAGAGCAGAUUAAACAAGUGUUGUUUUUGUUUUGAGAGUAACAGCACAACAGCAGGAAUCUGACCCAGACUUCUAAUAGCCAACCCUGCCACCUUCACAUCACUACAGAGGUUAGAUGAGAUUCCUCACAAGAGGAUAACUCUGACAGGCAGUAAUAACAACACUAUCUACUCCCCUGGGACUCUGCAAGAAUCUCUGUUUUUGUGCCAUCUGCACCAAGCCAAAAAGGUCCUGUCUCCUGUGAGUGUGCCACGUCUGUGCUGAGAUCCUGCAGUCAAUUACUUGAUCUUCUUUACCCCCUCCUGGAGCUAUUACCAACAGCUUCACAUCCCACUGCUUUGCUGGUUGCCUGCAGCUCCUCUCAUCUUGAGCCACGAUGAAUGAAGUUCAGGAGGCAACCUCCCCUGCAACCAGCCUGAGCGGCCCAGCUACCUGUGUUUCCAAAGUUGAGUUACGUGUAUCUUGCAAAGCUCUGCUGGACCGAGACACGCUGAAUAAGUCAGACCCCUGUGUUGUACUCAUGGUACAGAACAAUGGACAGUGGGUUGAGUUGGACAGGACAGAAGUGAUCAAGAGCAACUUGCAUCCAGUUUUCGGGAAGGUGUUCUGUCUGGAUUACUACUUUGAAGAGGUACAGAAGCUGCGAUUCGAAGUCUACGACAUCCACGGGACUCACAGCAUAGGGACACGCGAAGAUGACUUUCUGGGUGGCAUGGAGUGCACACUUGGCCAGAUUGUGGCCCAAAAGAAGAUGGUGAAGCCUUUGUUGCUGAAGUACGGGAAAUAUGCCGGGAAGUCCACUAUCACAGUGCAUGCUGAAGAAAUUUCCGGCAACAACGGGUAUGUGGAGCUCUCCUUCUGUGCUAAGAAGCUGGAUGAUAAGGAUCUGUUCAGCAAGUCAGACCCAUUUCUGGAAAUAUUUCGUAUCAACGACGAUGGAACUGAACAGCUUGUCCACAGAACUGAGGUGAUCAAAAACAACCUGAAUCCAGUGUGGGAGCCCUUUAAAGUGUCACUCAUAUCUCUGUGCAGCUGUGAUGAAGAGCGGAAACUCAAGUGCCUGGUGUGGGAUUACGACUCCAGGGGGAAGCAUGAUUUCAUUGGCGAGUUCUACGCCACUUUCAGGGAAAUGCAAAAAAUUUCCAGCGGAAAUAAGGUUUCAUGGGAUUGUGUGAAUCCUAAAUAUAAACAGAAGAAGAGAAACUAUAAAAAUUCAGGAGUUGUCAUUCUCAGUGACCUAAAGCUCCACAGAGUCUACUCCUUCUUAGAUUACAUUAUGGGAGGAUGCCAAAUUCAUUUUACGGUUGCUAUUGACUUCACGGCUUCCAAUGGAGACCCGAGGAACAGCUGCUCAUUGCACUACAUUAACCCGUACCAGCCCAAUGAGUACUUAAAGGCUCUGAUAGCAGUGGGGGAGAUCUGUCAAGACUAUGACAGCGACAAGCGGUUUUCAGCCUUGGGUUUUGGUGCCAGAAUUCCUCCAAAUUAUGAGGUGUCCCAUGAUUUCGCCAUUAAUUUCAACCCAGAGGAUGAUGAAUGUGAAGGGAUCCAGGGAGUCGUUGAGGCAUACCAGAACUGCCUUCCCAAGAUACAAUUAUAUGGCCCAACAAACGUUGCUCCGAUCAUUAACAGGAUAGCCAAGGUGGCAGCAGGCGAUGGCAACAUUAAAGAUGCUUCGAGAUACCACAUCCUACUCAUCCUCACAGAUGGCGUGGUCACAGACAUGGCGGACACACGUGAAGCCAUUGUUCGCGCGUCCUACCAGCCUCUCUCCAUCAUCAUUGUUGGCGUGGGCAAUGCAGAUUUCACAGACAUGCAGAUCCUGGAUGGAGAUGAUGGCGUCCUGCGAUCGCCAAAGGGCGAGCCCGUCCUCAGGGACAUUGUGCAAUUUGUCCCCUUCAGAGACUUCAAAACGGCUUCUCCUGCAGCUCUGGCCAAGUGUGUUCUUGCAGAAGUACCUGGUCAAGUAGUUGAGUAUUUCAGCCAUAAGGCAAUUUCACCUAUGAGCCCAAUGAGGGAGUUGCUGAGCCCCAUCCUGACCCCAGUGGCCACCACCCCAACAGAAUAACUGGCUGCUCUGUACCAGCAGCCCACCUUGGAGCGCAGCACCAGUCUGGCACACUAAGAGGGAAAGAAGAUGCAUGUCUCUAGAUGAGAACUGAAGAGAAAAUUCUUCUAAAUGUGUUAUUUAUUUUAAGCAAAAUGUUUACACAUAGACUGAAAUUCAAGGGAUUGUGGGUUACAUUUUUGUGCUCUGUGUGGGUUGAGCACUUCUCCCUUUCUGUGCGAAUUGACCAUCCAGCUUUUUCAGCAACACAAUCCCUGAGAGCUUAAGUUUUCUCCUUUUAAUGUUUUCUGCAUGCAGGCCAGGACCUUAAUGAUGAUUUAGUGAUCAGACAGAGGCUUGUUUUUCCUUUUUAUCCUCACAAGGUGUCCCUCUCCUUUUCACACGUUUAAAUAAUUUUAAAUGAAAUCAGAACUAGAUUGUUUGACAAUAUUUAAUCAAGAUAACAGAACUGUAAGAAACACUGCAGUUUAUUGUUUGACUCAUAAUUUGCCUGUAGGCUUAAGAGUGGGUCUGGUGGUAGAAUUGGCCUUAUUUUUUAAUUGCAACAUUUCUAAGCACACAUAGAUCAUAAUUUUAAUAUACAACACAGGAAAUGACAUCAAUAUGCACUGUAAAUGUCUCAUUUUUCUAUGUAAGUGUACUUCUUGAUGUAAUAUAUUGGUAAAAGCUUUGUCUGAAUGUGCACUAGCCACUACCAACAAAUCAAAACCUGCUUUACAAUACAUGGGAAUGGCACAAAUGCAAAUAUGGACAAGGCUGAUGAGUUCAGUAUUAUCUAUUUAUACUUCACCAAAUCCAAACAGAGGUCAUCUCCGAACACCAGACUGGAAAAGCAAACAAGAUAAAUUAAUGUUUGGUUGCUUAAAGUCAAUGCAACCUUUCAAGUCAGGCUAUAUGUAAAUACCAACAUGGAACCAACAUCCAGCUACAUUUUAUGUUCACAAUUUGUCACCUUGUGAAACUGCAAGUGACAUAACUUCACAAAUCUGCAGUAUGUGUUAUAGCUUUGGGUCUUUAUGCGCUUUUCUUCUCUUUAAGACUGUGAGCUGGGGGCUUACAUAAAAAAUACAACUGAAUUGGAUUCAUUUUUUUUUUGGCAAAAUUGAACCAGUUUUUGGUUUGUUGUCAAGUGGCUACAGUAAGCAGUGAAAAUCAUGCGUCAUGGCAGGUUAUCUCCGAACCAUUGUAUUGUUGUCAUCUCUUAGCAACCCAUAAUACAGGUAUUAACCCUUUACGUAUCUGCUGUAAGUUUUGUUUUGCAGAGACACUCAGUUUACCUUUUUUGCUGCUUUUAUAUGCAAUGUAAUUCUACCAGAUGUUUAAUAAAACAUUGAAGUUGUGAGAAGUUUAAAUCAAAGCAAAGCACAAAAGCCAAUUCUCGGUUAAUGGUGUAACACGCUAAUAUUGAGUUAAUUUACAUCAGAAUAAUACAUUCUUGGAAAUUAAUGUCACCAAUUUCCUUUUAGUGUUUCUUACCAUUAAACGAGUGUUUCCCAAGACCAA